This is a messenger RNA of Aspergillus fijiensis CBS 313.89, 1287 nucleotides long. RefSeq names its product MFS general substrate transporter. NCBI's taxonomy places the organism in Eukaryota, Fungi, Ascomycota, Eurotiomycetes, Eurotiales, Aspergillaceae. The record is from RefSeq and is a predicted model, not a curated record. Gene Ontology annotation, biological process: transmembrane transport. The transcript is spliced from 6 exons. Gene Ontology annotation, cellular component: membrane. Gene Ontology annotation, molecular function: transmembrane transporter activity. Bases 1 to 1287 code for a protein of 428 amino acids.
AUGCUGGCCUUCUUUAAUAUUUCUGCCAAAUUUAGUGACGUCUUUGGCCGCAAGUCAAGUUUGCUGGUCGCUAUCUUCCUCUUCGUGGUCUUCUCAGGGGCGUGUGGCGCUGCCCAAACCAUGGAGCAGCUUAUCGUCUUCCGCUCGUUCCAGGGGAUUGGCGGAGCCAGCAACUAUUCUAUCUGUGCAGCUAUUAUCUUGGACUUGGUUCCACCGGAGAAGUUGCGACUAUCUCUGCUAUGUGGACCUCUGAUGGGAGGUGCUAUAUCGGGGUCGUCAACGUGGCGCUGGGUGUUUCUUUUGAAUGUUCCUCCGGGCGCUCUGGCCGGGAUCGGACUCGCUAUUGUCCUGCCGAAUCGUUUCCCCCAUCACAACGAGCAGCCCAUGGCCAAGAAUGCAUUCUCGCUUUGGGCCUCCUUACGCCAAACGAUCCGAAAAGUCGACAUGCUCGGCUCCAGUAUGCUCCUCGUGGCUACUAUCUUUCUGGUAACUGCUCUAGAGGAAGCCAACCAGGAGUUCCAUUGGAGUUCGGCGUUUACCAUAGCCCUUCUAACCAUCUCUGGGCUGAUGUGGAUCGCUUUCCUGCUGUGGGAAAGGCGAGUCACGCUUUCAUCUGAGUGCAUCGAGCCGGUAUCCCCAUGGAGAUUUCUCCGGAACCGAGUAUGGAUGGGGAUGCUGUUCACCAUGUUCCAGUUGCCGCAACGCUUCCAGAUCGUGAACCAGCUUACACCUCUCCAAGCGGCUGUCCGGUUCAUCCCCUUUACCGUUGCCACACCGGUGGCCUCUGUACCGCUGAUCUACCUUGUGCUGUCCGCAUCAGUGCUCCAGGUAGUCAGCUACGUACUCCUGGGAAUCAUGCCCGAGUCUCUGUCCAUCCCUGCUGCGCAGUACGGAUACCAGAUUCUGGCCGGCUUCGGAUGUGGUGUCAAUCUCACUCUACUAAUUCUAAUGACACCAUUCAUCAUCGAGAAAAGAGACAGUGCGGUGGCUAUGAGAGCGAUUGCGCAGUUUCGAGUGAUGGGUGGCUGCAUCGGGAUUUCCAUUUUGACUGCGGUGGCCAACGGCUACCUCCAGUCCCAUCUCAAGCACUCCCUAGAUGCAGCCCAGAUGCAGUCUAUCCUGAACUCCGCGGAGGUGCUUUCCGCUCUACCGCAGGCUGAACAGAGCCUUGUGCGAGGCACGUUCUCGGCCAGUUACAACCUGCAAAUGAAGACCUUGGCUGGACUUGCGGGGGGUCAGGCGUUGACGUCGCUGCUUAUGUUGCAGAAGAACCAAAUCACUGUAUAG